This is a messenger RNA of Metarhizium brunneum ARSEF 3297, 894 nucleotides long. It is a transcript of the gene INM2, whose product is annotated as Inositol monophosphatase 2. Gene Ontology annotation, biological process: signal transduction; inositol metabolic process; phosphatidylinositol phosphate biosynthetic process. Lineage: Eukaryota; Fungi; Ascomycota; Sordariomycetes; Hypocreales; Clavicipitaceae. The record is from RefSeq and is a predicted model, not a curated record. Gene Ontology annotation, molecular function: inositol monophosphate 1-phosphatase activity.
AUGGCAGAUCUCGACCUUCAAGCUGUCCACGAUGAGAUGGUGGCAAUUGCCUACGAAGCCGGCCGCAUGAUUCUCAGUGCCAACCCGGCUGACCUCGACACCGGUACCAAGCUGAACUCCGUCGACAUUGUCACCGAGGCCGAUCAGGCUGUCGAGAAGAUGGUGUCUGGCAGACUGGCUGCGUCAUUCCCAUCCGUAUCCUUCAUGGGCGAGGAGACGUACAAGCCUGGCAUGAGACUUGGACCGGAGCCUACAUUUGUCGUUGACCCUAUCGACGGCACCACCAAUUUUGUCCACUCCUUCCCAAACGCAUGCAUCUCCCUCGGCCUAGCCGUCCAACGCUCUCCUGUAGUAGGUGUCAUCUACAACCCGUGGCAGGACCUCCUAUUCACGGCCAUCAAAGGCAAAGGCGCCUACAUGACCCGGAGCAAAGGCACGACUCCUCAAAAGCUGCCCCUGGCCAAAUCUCCCCGCCCUCUCCAAGGCCUGGGGACAUCCCUGAUCGCAGUCGAAUGGGGCUCUGACCGAGAGGGAUCCAACUUUGAGCUCAAGACGGACGUCUUCAAGAAACUGGCCGCUAGUAGGGAAUCGGGCGGCUCCAUGGUGCAUUCGCUUCGAUCUCUGGGAUCGGCCGCUCUCAACAUUGCUGCCGUGGCUGCUGGCCAGAUGGACGCCUACUGGGAAGGUGGAUGCUGGGCCUGGGAUGUCUGCGCCGGCUGGUGCCUUCUCGCUGAAGCUGGGGGGAGGAUGGUUAGCGGAAAUCCAGGCAACUGGGAUCCCGAGCUGGAGUCGAGGGUGUAUUUGGCCGUGAGAGGCGCGCCGACGGGCCAGAAGGACCUGGUGGAGGAGUUUUGGAAGGUGAUUGGCGACAGAAAGAUGGGAUACUCUGUUUAA